Cannabis sativa is the source of this 375-nucleotide messenger RNA. RefSeq lists its product as uncharacterized. Bases 1 to 375 code for a protein of 124 amino acids. The transcript has 2 exons. The record is from RefSeq and is a predicted model, not a curated record. NCBI's taxonomy places the organism in Eukaryota, Viridiplantae, Streptophyta, Magnoliopsida, Rosales, Cannabaceae. Gene Ontology annotation, molecular function: zinc ion binding.
AUGGAGUGCUUGAGGGAACAAAUGCAAGAGUGGACAUACAAUAAUAGAAAGGAGGCACAAAAAUGCACAACAAGGCUGACACCAUCAUCUGAGAAAAAACUCAUAGGGAACUAUGUACAGUCAUUGCGACUAACAGUGAAACCAGCAAACCAGAACCUGUUUGAGGUGAUAGAUGAAGACAGAACAAGAAUAGUAAACUUGAAGGAGAAGACGUGCACAUGCAAUAGAUUUCAAAAAGAUGAAAUGCCAUGUAACCAUGCAGUCGCCGUCAUGAAGGACUUGAACAUAAACACAUACAACUACUGUGCACAAUACUACACAUCAAAAGCAUGGCUGCAAACAUAUGAAGAAACAGUAUACCCAUUGGAAACGUAA